AUGGGAUAUAUUAUAUUGAAUAAUGAAUACAAUUUUCCCUAAUAUUAUCCUGAAAUAUAUAAUUGUCUUGUUUUAGAAGAAUAUAAAUGUAAGGAAUGCGAAGCUGGAUAUUAAUAGUUGAAUGGAUAUUGUUAUCCACAUUGUGGAGAUGGUAUUUAAAUAUUAGGAAUUGAAGAAUGUGGUUAUGGAAAUUCAGUUCCAUAUGAUGGCUGUUUUAAUUGCAAAUUCCAAUGUCAGUAAAAUUGUAAAAUAUGUAUUGAAGGAGUAUGUAAUUAAUACUGUUAAGAGGGUUUCGUAUUUAUGGAUUAAUCUUGCAUAUCAAUAUGUGGGGAUGAAAUUAUAACAAACUUGGAACAAUGUGAGGACGGCAAUAAUAUACCAUAUGAUGGAUGUUAUUUAUGUAAAUUCUCAUGUCCUUUGAAUUGUUAAGAAUGUUUAAAUGGGUAUUGUCUAUAAUGUAAUACUGAGUACUAAUUAUUAUCAAAUAAUCAAUGCGACUUCAUUUAGUAUAAAGAAUGUGAUGAUUAUAAUAGUGAAGUAUUGGAUGGUUGUCAUAAAUUUUAGGUCCAAUUAAAUUGGGUAUGCAAACGACUCAAUUAAGAAACCUUCAGUGAGUGCUCAUAUUUUCAAUAUCCUAAAUUGCUUAUUCGAUACAAAAAGAUGCUUUGGAAUAAAUAAUAUGUAACACUUACCUUUAGUUAGCCUGUUAAAGCUGGAAAAAAUCGAAUACUUUUAGAAGCAUUCAUUUAUUCAAUAUUAAAUAUGCAUCAAUCCAAAUAUAUCAUUAAGACAUAAAGUAGCCAAGAGAUAAGCAGUACCAUUUAAAUUGUUGAGUAUUUGUUAGAAAUUGAAAUAUUUUAACUUCUAGAAUUCAAACCUAUCUUAAAUAUCGACUUCCCUGAAGGAAUUACUAAUUAAUAUGAUUCCAUGCUCUUUAUAAAAGCAUAUCAUACAACCUUAUAAUUUCCUACUUAUUUAAACGAAAAAUAGACAUACUAAUCAGAGAUCAUGUAAAGGUUGAUUAGAUACGCUCUUUAUUCAUAAUGUGGAGUUUGCACUCUAAUGAUUUUUUAAGGUAGAUAUGAAGUUUUAAUUGAAAUAAUCAACUUAUUAUCAUUUCAAAAUUAUCUUAGAUACAUUAAUGUGAAUUUUCCUUACAACCUUCUUCUCUAUUUUGAAUCUUAUGACUUGUUAUCUAUCGAAGCACUCUAUUAGUUAUUAAAUGUUGAGAAAUUAGAAGGAGUGUUGCUUUACAAUUAAUUUAAAGAAGCAAAAGGGAAAUUCCAAUUUUAUAAUUAAAUGUGGAUUUAUUAACAAAUCUUGAAUGGUAAUUAAUCCAAUCUUCCUUUUAUAUACUUUUGA
Molecule: messenger RNA, 1362 nt
Organism: Paramecium octaurelia
Lineage: Eukaryota; Ciliophora; Oligohymenophorea; Peniculida; Parameciidae
Source: the annotation of a GenBank genome assembly